Molecule: messenger RNA, 1824 nt
Organism: Bactrocera dorsalis (oriental fruit fly)
Lineage: Eukaryota; Metazoa; Arthropoda; Insecta; Diptera; Tephritidae
Product: piggyBac transposable element-derived protein 4-like
Exons: 2
Coding region: 1-1824 (607 amino acids)
Source: RefSeq, a predicted model, not a curated record
AUGGAUUUAGGAGAAGGAUGUACUGGACGUUACAAAGGAGUUAUUCUAGCGGCUCCACAACAAUAUCACACGCGAAAGUUAAUUGAGGCACCUGUGAAUAAACCAAUAAUGGAAAUAAAUGAAGUACCUAUGCCUCAAGUAAUUGCUCAACCAGAAACCUUAACUACAAGUUUAAAAGACAUCAAAGAAUUGCAAGUCAUAGUGAAGCAACACAAGAAAGGAAACAUAAAAUUAAAAGAAAUAAAAAUACAUCAUGCUACCGGACACAUAUCAUUGCUAUUCUUUAUAGUCGGCGUGCUAUAUUUAUUUGAUGAAAUUUGUGACGAUGACGCUCCCUAUGACUUUGACUCAGAAGAUGAAGAAGAAAUUCAAAUCAAUGACAUUGAAAUUGCUGAUGACGAUGCUGAAGUUUCGCAAAGUGCCGCAGAAGUAUUACCUGAUUAUGCGGACUAUGAGAAUGAUGAAGAAGACAAUGAAGAAGAAGAAGUAGAAGAAAAUAAUGAAUUACCUGCUAGUGCCGAAAAAUUUGUUGCACGUGAUGGUACUGAGUGGAUGAAAGAACCAAAUGUAAGUCGUCAGGUACUCAGACAAAAUAUUAUAAGAGAACGUUCUGGACCAGCUAGAUGCACUAAAAUGUUGUCAAUAGAGCAAACAUUCAAAUGUUUUAUAAACGUUGAAAUGGCUGAUAUAAUUAUGCGCUACACAAAUAAGUUAGCAAAAGAAACUUAUAAUGCUUACAACAAUGCGCAUCCAAACACAACUCCUAAGUCAUGGACGCCUGUGUCAAUAACAGAGCUGUAUGCAUUUUUUGGCAUACUUAUUAUGACUGGUGCGAACCAUAGCAAUGGAGAACAUGUUCGAGAUUUAUGGAGCGUCAAAAACUAUCCUUUAUAUCGCGCCACAAUGGGAGUCAACCGUUUCUGUUCGAUAUUGCGGUUCCUAAGAUUUGACGAUAAAAACACUCGUGCAACACGCUUACUAACUGAUAAAGCAGCACCGAUCAGUGAGUUGUGGAUGAUGAUGAACAAUAAUCUUGCUGCACAUUACAAGCCCAGUUCAUGCUUGGCGAUUGAUGAACAAUUAUUUCCUUACCGUGGACGCACACGGUUUACGCAGUACAUACCGUCAAAUCCUGCUAAAUAUGGUGUCAAGGUUUGGUGGAUUUGCGCUGCCACAAAUGCAUAUCCACUGCAUGGACAAAUAUAUACUGGCCAAGCAGAAACUGGUAGGGAAACGAACCAAGGCGAACGAGUGGUGAAGGAUUUGUCUGCCAAAUACCAAGGAAGUGGCCGAAACAUUACAAUGGACAAUUUGUUUACGACCUUGCCAGUUGCAGAACUGCUUCUCACCUGGAAACUCACGAUCGUUGGAACUUUGCGCAAAAACAAAUCAUAUAUUCCCCAAAAAAUUAAGCAGAACAAAAACAGGACAAUUGGUUCAACGACAUUUGGCUUCAAAAAUAAUGUGACAAUGUGCUCUUAUGUUCCCAAAAAAAAUAAAGCAGUAAUUUUGCUUUCGAUCAUGCAUAAUGAUGCUAAAAUAGCUGACAGUGGGAAACCUGAAAUAAUUGAAUAUUAUAAUCGUACCAAAGGUGGUGUUGAUCGAAUGGACCAAAUGUUUGCGGAAUAUCCAACACAAAGACAAACAAAACAAUGGCCACUAGCGAUGUUCUUCAACAUGUUGGACAUUACAGCUCUUGCAGCCUACAUUGUCUACGAUUUGAAUAACCCUAUGUUGCCUUCGAGAACAAACAACAAGCGUAAGCAGAUCCUGCGCAGCUGGCUGAAGCAUUGUGUAUACCCAUUAUUGAAGCCAGAGCCAUAA